Rhipicephalus microplus (southern cattle tick) is the source of this 11346-nucleotide messenger RNA. RefSeq names its product CD151 antigen. Gene Ontology annotation, cellular component: plasma membrane. Lineage: Eukaryota; Metazoa; Arthropoda; Arachnida; Ixodida; Ixodidae. The record is from RefSeq and is a predicted model, not a curated record.
CUGAUCCCGGGAUCUGUCUAGACGGCAGCCAUCGUGGGAGCCUGCAGAGCUGGUCGGCAGUUUCACGUCGUCGACUUUCACUGCCGGAAGGGCCCUCUAGCGGCCGCACCGGCUGUUCCUGGGCGUCCCAGCCAGGGCCGUCCGCACGGCACUCGUGAAGAGCCUGAGGGCCGGGCCUCCGCCGCCCAACGGUGGCGAAAAGAGGCGGCCGGAGCCCGACCGGCCCCUGCUGCUUCAGCUGCCGGGCGCCGCGGAGCCCUGCGCUGCUUUGGGCCCAAUGUUCCUGCACACAGCGAUGAGGUACUACAGGCUAUGGAUCUACACGUGCAACGUGGCACUUCUCCUGAGCGCGCUGGCGUUCUCAGUCGCAGCCGCCUGGGUACUGUCCGACUACCGAGCGUCGCUGGUGCCCGGUCUGCGGCUGGCAGACCCGACCUUUGUGUACGCUGUGCCUGCUCUUCUCCUACAAGGUGGCUUACUACAGGCCCUCGGCUGCCUUGGAGCCCUGCGUAUGAACCAGCGGCUGCUGCACGCCUAUUGGGCACUGCUGUUCGCCCUUCUGCUCGGGGAUGCCCUGGCGGGCCUGGCCUGGCUCUUCCGUUACCGGGCGCUUGUCGCCGGACUCAGAGCUGGCCUUAUGGACGAGUUUCAGGACGGGUACGGCCUUCGUCCGGGUUACAGACUGCUGUGGGAUCGGCUACAGGCCGAGCAGCGCUGCUGCGGUGUGGACGGACCAGAGGACUACAACGCCACCGCUUGGCUUCGCGAGCAGCGCAUGGCGCACCCGUGGAUGCGGCACCAGGUGCCGGCCUCAUGCUGCCCAGCUGCACGGCCACAGGCAACGUGCCUGGACCGUGCCACGGGUGCAUACCGCACGCCGUGCCACGAGGCCCUCCUAAGGUGGCUGCAGCGAAGUGCCGACUUGCUCUGCGUUCUCGGCUUUUGCGUUAUGGCAUUCUUGAAGCUGUGCUUCCUGGGCAUCUUGCGGUACGAGAUCCGCGAGAUGAUUCAGAAAAUACGCAUCCUGAGCAGCGACCCUUCCGGGAGCAACGCCGAGGGACCCGUCGAGUGCGGCUCCUUAGGCAGCCACAAGGGCGGCGGCGAUUCUGCCCUGCUGCUCGAAAAGCGCGGGAAGCCGUCGAAUGGGAACAACAACGACGCGUCCUUCAACGAGUGCCACCACAAGUCAAGUCCCGUGUGAUAUGGUAGCGCUGCCCACGCAGGAUAAGGCACUUUCAGUUCAAACCACACGCACGGGAAGGGUGCUGUCACGCAGCAGCAACGUAUAGCGCGGUAACCGAUGAUGUUCUUUCAAAAUAUUCACUAGAUUACGCUUCUCCGGUGAAAAGAAGGCUAUGUACAGAAAUAGCCACUCACAUGAUAGUGGUAUGGUAGUUACCAUAGCACUGUGAUGAGGUGAGAACACCAAGGUCCGUGAAAAUGGCAGAGAAAGUGAGCUGGGUUAAUAUCACUGAAAAUGACUGCACAUCAUUUCGUAUCAGUGCUACGUACGCCUGAGAUUGAAUAAAAAAUGAAAGGUAGAGCAUUCUUUCCUCUAUGCUUUCGAACGGCCCCUACUUUGGCAAUCCAUAAAAAAGAUAACAGGACUACUAUUUAAACUGGAAAGAAGCUGCGGGAAAUAUGAGACCGGAAUUGAAAAUGCUGCCAACUAAGUAUUGUGAAAGUGUUUGUUGUCCCUUAGGUAUUUAGGGGUCUUUCCAAAUUGAAAAAUGACCGUCGUGAGCCGGCGCUGAAAAAGUGAGCAAAACACAGUUCUGGCACUGUUAUUUGAGGCUGAUUGCUGGCGAUAUGUUGGGUACCGAAAACGAAUUCUUUGAAGGCCUUCUCCUAUGUUGGAUGGCUAGUGUGCUCCAUGACGCAUGGGACAUGCUGUGCAUCAGUUGACUACUGUUGUUAUGGUGCGCGAGCUGUUGGUGAUUGUUGCCGUUGCUGUGAUGCAAGUUGGACCUGGACAGGCAAGAAUUGUGCUCGUUACAUGAGUGUUGUGGCUCGUUUGCUUCACAGUGGGACAUAGUACCCAUACACUCGCCUUACAGGUUUGAUGGGAGAAACAAAGCAAAGUAUUACCACGGCUGUCGCUAUGGUAAGCACAAUGUAACCUGGGCAAUGCAGUGGUAAGAGUUCUGCAUAGUCUUCGGAGAACACCCAAGUUCAAGACAGCCAUUGUAUCCCCGUCAGAAAUUUUAUGUUAGUCAUAAUUUCCUGUCCACCACAAUUUAUUGUGCUUAAAACUUAUACUGUGGUUUUAUUGCUCAAAUUUUGUAAAAUUUUUUAUUGAUCAUACUGUAAGGAUUUGUUCAAUGUAUUUGAUUGCCGCACACAUUCAGACAUGUUCUUCCCGUACCCUUAUUAGGGCAAAUAAACGUGAUUGGAGGGCUCAUCAAAGCCGACAAAGAAUGCAGCAAGCUUAAGAAAGCGAAGCACGAGUAAUAACUUCCAGAACUUUACAGUGUAAUUAGUACACCAGGAAACAGCGGAAAGAACUUGAACCGCAUUGUUUUGCAACUGUGGUUUGACGACCACGUCACAUGUAUUUGGAAUUUGGCCUUGGCAUCAUUCAGGCUGGUUGGCUAGCCAUUGCUUUCUUGUCUGUUCUAUCGACAUUCCAGUGUGUAGCGUAGGAGUUCAUGAUAACCAGAAAUGUCUAUUCUAGGUGAUUUUUAAUGUACUCAAUAUUUGGAAUCGAGCUAACAUUUACAAGUGUUCAACUUUGCUUUAUGGGUUUUUGUUGGUAUGUUUAUUUUAACAUGGUGUUAGUGAGUCUCAUAUGUGCAUAAUUUGAAAGCGGAGCGCUACUACGAAAAUAUGGCACCUUGUGAAAUCACAUAUUAAAAUGAGGUGUGCGAAUAAGGAUAUGUAGAAGAAAAAUGGAGAAAUAUUGGGCACCUUCUUUGUGCGCAUGUGUGUGAGAAGCUGUGUGUGUGUACAUGUCUGUAAGAACUUGUCUUCAUUUGCACUCUAUAUUUCAAAGACAUACUAUACCGACCGGAUCCACAAGAAUUGUUCUGCAGAAUGCAACGAGCACUUUUCUCUACAUGUUAGAAAAUGUUUCAGAGCAUCACAUGUUCUAUAAAAAAUAGAGAAAAACUUGCAUGCUCGAUCGUCUCGUUACAGAGCUAAUAGCUUAAAGAAUCUUCUAUACUGUUUUUAAGUUCUUCUAUGAGUACAACCUAUACCAUCCCAGAGUAUCUACCGUUAUGAGUCUACUUUUGUUGUACAGUAAACUAAGCUACAGUGUUCGCGGACACAAUAUUAAAAAAGAAAGAAUCCAUCGAUAUUUUGCGGCGUAUUUAUCAAGGCAGUGAAUAUACAGACACAGCAGAUAUAUAGACACCAGUUAUUUGAUAUAUUCAUUCCAUCUUAUGCAUGCGCACAAUUACAACAAGGAGCACUAAAAGAUUGAAGGGGUAGUUAAGGAGAAAAGUUCUCGCUAUAGCGCUCCUUGAGGCAUUCUUACCCCCUUGGCAAGAACGACUACUCGAUGUUGUACACAAAACACUGUAAAAAUAUGGCCAAGCAGUGGCUCUAGCAAAAUAUCAGAGGAGAAAAAUGAUAUUUUUCAAAAACUCUCAAACUAGUAGCAAUAAAGGUAUAAGAACAAGGAUAGAAACUUCAAAGCUAAUAGUUACAUAAAUACCAUCAUAAAUUAUAGGUAUCUAGAUACCAUCAUAAGCAUUUAUAACAUGUAUGAAUGCUAAAGAAGAGGAAGAAACAAGUUUCUAAAUUCCGACAGUGAUAGACCCCGUAACCUAGCUCAUUAUAUGUGUUUAGUAGCCUCAGCCUUGCUUAACAUUUGAGAAGGAUGGUCUUUCUUAAAUUGCUGAACCUUCCGCGUUUUAGGUGUGCGAGAGUAACAGUGGUAUAUGUUCACCAAUGUAUUUGCUACUUCAUCACGUAAUGCAGCUAUACACUUAGCAUCAAAGUAUUAAUCACCCAAAAGACCACGUUUAUAAGUGAAACGGGCUGAAUAAGGUACAUUAGCAACCUUGUAUGGUUUUCUUUGAUAUUCUUGGUAACUUAUUCAAGUUUCAUUAGGUACAUCUUUUAUGUGACUAUGAGAAACUUGAAAAGAACGUUGAGUUUACCCUUUACCAUAAAAGAAAAAUUCAGCUUGAAAUUACUCCUGCAUAUGCACCCAGUACGGAUGAACCUUUGCUGCAAGUAAUCACGCUCGAUAAGGCUUAACCAUUUGACACUACCAGGAAUUCAACGUAUUCGUUUUUGUGCGCAAUACAGCCUAUUGGAAGUCAGCACGACUCCGACAGUGCAGUCUUAUGAAUGAGCCAGAAAGUUUUUCUACAAUGAUUCAGCAGUAAAUACUCGCAUGCAGCCAGCAGGUAGAAAAUGAGGUGCGAGAGAGGCAAACAAAUUGGGACGCUAUUCGUUCAACGGUCACCUAAGGAGACGAGCAUAUAUAGCAAGCGUUGCAUUCUGAUUGAAUUCAGAAGCUACGUGGGGGAUUCAGCAAGUCAACCAUAGAAAUGCAGAAACGCCCUUUUGUCUUUGUAGCCCAGGAAGGCUGGCUCAUAUUUUCGGAGGGGUGUCCUUAUUAUAGGUCAUAUUCCGCAUAUUUUCGGAGGGGUGUCAUAUUCCGCUUGAAUUGUGAAAGGCCUGAGAAAGGCCAGACAGCGUUACCAAGACUGAUGAAAAUUACAGGUGCAUUACUCACUUCUAUAACAGUCAGUUGCGAAAAGAUGUAAUCUCAUGUCUGAAACGUUCCAUGAACGCAAAGCACAGCAUAGAAAGAUGUGCCUAACUAUGUCCUGUGGAGUCCCUGGAGCUGGCUGUACCAAAUAAGCGCUGAAAACUGUGCAUUGGACUCAGGACCAAUGAUUAAGUUCAAAAGUUUUCUUGUAUGAUGACUUGAAACACUUCCUAGUCACUAUUGCAGGAGAACACAAACCGUUGCCACAGCCGGUCCCCCUUAGCCGCUUGCUGUGCAUAGUCAUGAAGUGUUCGCGCGUGCUUAGAACCUCUUGCUGCUAGCUCGUAUUGCAGCCGGUGAGAUAUCGGUGAUUCUCAAAGCUCCUGUGAAAAGCCAACGUGCUUCGUGCCAAGAGGUGUUACUUGCACUGUGGGUGUUAUCCUGAAUGGCUGAUUGGAGCUCGUUCGAACGUCCUUCCGUUGCAAGUUAGCUUCCAUCUUUUAUCGCUGACUGGCUUUGAGCACCAAAUGUGUGUAGGCUAAAGGUGGCCAAAUACUCAGUGCUUCCUGUAACAUCUCUAAUUAAUGCCAUUGGCAUGACAUUGAGGCUCAACUGUUUUGCCGGUGCCAGAACUUUACAAAGUGAUAUCAUGAGGUUUGUUUUUCUUUUUGCUAGAAAUUGUUUACGCCAAUAAGUUAGAUGCAUGCACGUAAACCAAUUGGAUUUUGACUACCUCCUUGGCACAAAGAAACCAUAGCAUUGAAAAUUGUUUACUGUGAUACUGUUGAGAAAUGAACACAAUUACAGCACAUAAUUAUUAUAGAAUAAAAUAAGUGGGUGGGGCAAGGAAGAUAGCUUAAGUAGUGCUCAUUUGAAUCUCGUCAUACAUCCAGUUAUCCUUACAAGUUCAGAAUACUGAACUGAAUGUUCCUUAAACAGUCUGCAUUCCAUUUUUGUUUAAAAAAGAGUAAUGCCAGCCAGAAAUCACAUUGUAUGGCAGCGGUUACCCUCUGCAACUACUCAUUAUAUGUAUGUGUAUCACAGUAGCCGCAGUCUGUCCAAAUGUAUUUCUACAAAAAAGUGACAUUACACAGAAAAAUUAUCUUUCACAUUGUCGGAAGUACUGAAUAGAAAUUAAGGACGACACCGCUUAGCGAAAAAAAAAAAAGCUGGUCACAGCUAGCAACGGAUCGUUAGCUUCAAAAGGCUGCUGUCUGUGUCUCGCAAAAACUUGCCUUGUUAUGGAGGUUUGGGCAUCUUCCGAACAAUACACAAGUCUCCUUGCACUUGAAAUAUAUUUCAAAGAGGGAAGCAUGAGCCACAUUGUAACAAACGAAGCACUGUAAAAAUUUAGCCGUACCAGUUGGGCUCGUGUUAGUUGCUUUAGAUUUAGCUUAAUGGGAAGAGUGACCAUGAACCAAAGCAAUGCCUCUAAUGCUACCUUCUCUUCUUUUCUUACAGAUAUUUCAUCUAUCCGCUAAAAGUGCAAUAGGCUUUAUUUUUUUCACCUCAAUUAAGUAAAUUGAAGGAUAAGCGGAACAUUGAAUGUUUUAAGCACGUUAUUGCUUUUAACAUAUAUUUUAAAACAGCAAGCAACGCUAUAGUUAAUCGACACAAGACAUUGAAAGUAGAAUUACAUGGUGGUAAUUUUUGUGGCCUAAUGAAAGUAAAUGUCCGGCCUACCAAAACAUUGAUGCUAAGCAGGCAUAUUAUCUUAUUUCAGAAGCACAUCUCCACGGAAGUGUAAUAUUGUUACAAGUAUGGAAGAGAUUAGUGCGAACGCUUGACUACAGAGCACUAAAUGAAGUGUCCCCCAUCCAGUGUCCAACAUCCAUAUUUUCAUUCUCAAUGCGUCACUUCAAGUGUAGGCCACACAUGGAAGAAUCGAUAUGUAUACUCAAAAUGCGGCAACCUCCAUACAUUUGAGUUGGAGUGGAGUAUAAUGUUGCGAAGAACAUAUCUCAGCAUUAAUCAUCUAAGCCGGUUGGUCUCACUGCCCUUAAGGCCACACAAAUAUUGGAGUUUUGGAAAAGCAUGUGUCCCUUAUUUAGGGUUGGAUAAAUAACGUAUCAUAGAAGUUGGGAUUGCUAAACUGAAUUCGGAUCGUUUGUUUCCUCAUGACACUCUGUAGUGUUCUCAGAGUUUUUAACAUUGUCAAGGAAAUAUAUAUGAGGUGCUUUGAGUAUCUGUUGCAUCAUACGGAACAGUGCGUAAGACACACCAAAUAAAAUGUGAAGCUGCCGAGUUUGUGAAGAAGGACGAAUAGUUUCCAAACUGCGUAGCGAAAAGCUCCCGUUUUCCUUGCUUGUCAAUCACUCACACUGUGUUGGGCUCACCGAGUUUGCAACCAAUUAGGCUUAUUUUUAAUAGUUUACUACUUCCGCUGGCAGCACAAUGAGUAAUCGACGCGAUGCAUACAGAUUCUUUAUCCGGUAAUACGAAUGAUAAAAGUGCUUUCAUUUAACAACAUUUUACACAAUCUCCAUGUUACUAGCACAAGCGCUUUGAAAAUGAAAAUUUUCGAAGCCUCCAAAAGUGUGGGCCUACAGCUUACUAAAAAUUCUGAGCUAGUUCUAGAAUAGAAGCCCAGUUUUUUCAACACCUGACAAAAAAAAGAAGAAUGACAGUCGGUAGCAUAGAAUUUAAUCUGGUAUUUCGAAGAAGAAACACCAAAGACAUAUGCGCUCCAACAAGUGUAACAGAAAUCUAAUUUACAGUGUUGAAAAAUGGCUGCAGAAGGUGUUAUUUAUAUAUAAAGCAAGCUGAAGGGGACACAUUGAAAAUAGCGGUUUCAAAGUACACCCUAGUGGAUUUGUACAGCUCCGUUAAGUGGUUUCUCUGCUUUUAUGGAUGCAGCUGUUUCAGCUGCCCUUCAACACACUGCUGUUCGGCGGGACAGAUUGUGCUCUUCUCGCGCUGCUGCACUCAUUUAUAUUCACCCUGUGUUUUUUUUAUACUAUUGCUGUGCUGUGGUGCCUCCUUAGGGUAUUGCGAUUUGUUAAGCAUGAAGGGCUGCGUUUCACAUUUCAGCAGAGUGUUUGAGAAAGCUGAUUAGUGUAGACACACUAUACUUCUACUGACUGUGAGAAAACACAGGCACAAGUACACAGCCUAGAAUAUUGCAGCUAAUUUACAGCUCAGUUUAUUUCUUCAAGGUGACGGACAUUGAAAAUAUGGUCGAUAUACGGGCUGAUUGAAUUUAAUCACACUCACUCAUCAAAAUGAAAGUCAUGGCUCUACGUCUCAGAGCAGGGCUCAGUUUUCAUCUGUUGUGACUUGAGCUCAAUCAAUCAGUCAAUGAAUGAGCGAAUCAAUCCAUCAGUUAAUAAAUUAUUCAAUCAAUCAUCAACUUCAUUUGUGCCCAUUUUGCAAACAGGCAGCGAAUAAAAGCUGUCUUCCGACAGCUUCACGAGCCUGCAGUCCCCAUUUACGAGGGCUCACGGCUACACAGCGACAGCUCCAUUUACAUAUAAUUAAAAAAAAGAGAUCGAAGAGAAAACUUGCAUGCUUGUAAACACAGUAGGCCAAUUGUUAACAAAGGCUUCAGCAAGAGAAAGGCAACAAGCCCAGAAAAAUAAUCAAAUGAAAAGGAACAGUGUAUACAUAGUAGUAACCAAUAGUGCUUACCAAUUUCAAGUGAAACUUGCCUGAGGGACAAAAAAAACAGAUAAAAAUUUGUUAAUGUGUAAUUGCAGAAGGGUAUCUUAUAUGGCCAGUUGGUACAUGAUACUGAUGGGAACAUCGCAAAAAAUGAGACCGAGAAAAAAUGAGCACACAGUUGUGUUUCAGCACUGGUGUUGUGUGUUCAUUUUUUCUCAGUCCCAAUUUUCACACUGUUUCCCUCAGUAAUGUGUAAUGAUUGAGAAAGGAAGCCAAUGUGUGGCGCAAGCAUUGCAUUGAAGAGUUUAAAAGCGCGGCCUGUACCGCGUGUCUCCGCUUUUUGUGUCCUAUAGUUUGUUUUUCUUUUCCAGGAAGGCAAUCUCUCUUAAGCAACCUAAGUUGUCUUUCAUUCCAAAUGCAAAGUGGAUAUUUAGUCUCUAAUGAUACCGCUCACAAAUGGUCAUAAUGUGAGCAUCAACAAACGAGUCAGAAGUUGAUGUUCCAAAAGACACGUUGAAGUAAACUGAAUGAAUUUUUUCUGUAUUUUAUAUAUUUCUUGCAGGUUAGAAAAAUUUACAGGCAAACCGUGUGUUGUUCCGAAAUGCUAACUACCGUCGGGCUUGAUGAGUGAGCGUAAUUCACUUCAAAUCAGCAUGUAUGAAUAUAAUGAAUGUGUUAGAGAAGCUUGUCAUUAAAAAUACAUAUAUAUAUACAAUCAGUUAGAACAUAGUGACUGCUUUCUCGAUCUUGGUAUUUUGGUCUGACUUUAUUGAACGUGAUGAUGUGUGGAGUGAGCUAUACAGAAAGAGGUCCCUUAGCUUGAAUUGUGCUAUGGGACCUAUGGAAACAUGGCGGGGGAAACAAACUCCCCCCGCCAUGUUUGGCUACGCCAGUGAUGAAUUCCCCCUAGUCACAGUGAUGAACUUGUGUGAUUUGUUUUAUUGUCAAAAGAUUUCCAUGCGACGGCCAAUGGUCACCGUUCUGCUUUGAAACACAGUACAACAUAGCAUCAGCAGCAUACCUUUGUUACACAAGAGAGCGAGUACAGACUUUGCGGCUUCGCCUGAAUGGUCCUCUGAACUAGUACACAGUACCAUCGAGAAACUUCAUACCUGUAAAUUAUAGCAGCAAAUACACUGUUCGACCAUCAAAAAGGCAAACAGGGUGCGUAAGUUCAGAUUCCUGAUGUGCUUUGAGGGGAAGGUGGCACCAGGUGGCGACAUAUCGUGCACUUAAUAUCAGAGCUCCCUUAAGGUUAUCAUUUGAGGAGCUUAUCAUCGAGCUUCAAUGCAUCAGACAAAGACUCUUUGUUGGAAAAACUUCACAUUUUUGUCGGCUUGUAUACCGCUGGCAUGCUACUCUGUGCGUGGUUCAAUACACAAUAGCACUUUUGCCUGGAUGUUGUGAUUAGGAAAUUUGUAUUUCUCUGUUUCAAUCACUGGCGAGAAUCAGGCCAAAUUAUAUUUAUCAUUGUCACUGUCUGCUUUGAGACCAUGACACGACACCGCAUUUCUUCUUGUAACUAGUUAAACGUGAGAGAUGUUGGUGGAAAACAAGCAGAAUCAGCCCUUAUAUGCACAGCACUCACUAAGCAGAUCACCCCUGCAUCGUUGCUUGCAUUGUGCAUAACUAUGAAAAGCAAUUUUCUUCUUUUUAACAAUUUGUGCAACUAAUCCGGGAAGCUAUAUUGUUGUCGUCUGUUCCUGUGUUUUACCUACAGGGGGGCUCAAAAGUUCCCAGGCCAUGCUGCCAUAGGAAUAUAUGGGUUAGUGGCCAGAGAACUUUUGACCAGCCCUGCACAAACGCCAGAUCAAUAUUUUAGUAGUAAGGUGGAACACGUGCUAGAAAAAAGGGUAUUUUUUUUACAACACUGUUGUAAGCAGGAGAACACACUCAUGUGUUUUUGAUCAUUUUUUUCACUGUGCUCACAUGCAUGAAAAUACGUAUACGGUGUCUCAUUUGUAUAUUCUACGUCACCGGCUCUUGACUGUGUUUUCGAGAAGUUCAGCAUUUGCUGUGAUCACUGCGUGCUGAGCAAUGAUUUCAGAGGCUUAAAGCGAUGAUGUCACUUAAUGAAGGCACUUACGAAACUCUGUGGCAAGGCACCCCCCCCCCCCCUCUGCAGGAAAUAGCGCGGCCAUUGUGAUGGAGCUUGCACUCGGGCAGCUUCACGCCGGAUCUGUAACCGGUCUUUGUUUGCGCAGCAGUUUUUCUAGCACUUUUGUUUGGUCAUUCUUAACCUUGUUUUGAAUAUGGAAGUAUUCAAAUACUAAGGAACAUUUUUACUAAGCCGGAACAUUCCACAUAAAAAGAGCUUGUUUUUGUCUUUGCAUAUGCUUCAUUAUGGAGUCUGGAAAAUGUUACGCCUAGCGAAUACCAAGACGCAUAAAACUUGAUUGUGUCGUGAGGGAGCGAACCAAAUACGUUGUGGUGCAGAUGUAAUCAUUGUAGUUAGAGACAGGAAAUCAACUCUAGUUGUGUACAUAAAUUGAGAGCCCUGUUACACGCUCUUGUCAACGUGAUUCGCACGUGAAAGGUGCCUCCUAUUUAUUCACAAGGGCGCCAACGUGGACAGCUCACUCGGCGAUGAAGCCGCUGCCUUGUAAACUUGCUAUCCGCCGCCACGCGGCAAAACAAAGUGCACUAUCUCUCUCACUUGCGCCCAAAAACUUUUUUUUUCGUGUGGCAUGCUACUUCGCUGUAGAUUCAUGUCUUUGUCCUUCGUAGAUUUAGCACGAACGUGGUGGUAGGCUAAGCGUGUUAUAUUUUUAAAAAAAGAAGAAAGUGAAUUGCUAGUCUAGGGUAGACUCACAAGUACAAUGCUCUGUACAUAAUUAGCAUCGGCAAGAUGCGAAGUGCAUUCAGUGCUCCAGAACUUAUUUGAACGGCCACUUAUUUUGAUGUGUCACGUUCUGGAACGAAGAGCUUUGCGCCUUUAACAAUGUUGCUUUCGAAUGCAUAAACAUGUAUCUAUGAAUAUUUACAGCUAUUGUUAUAAGUAGAGCGCGAAAAGUUCUGGAGAAUGUUUGUUGUGAACUGUUGUGCUCUCAAAAAAUAAAAGUACAGGAUUCCAAGCAUAA